UCCUUGGUGGCGUAGGCUUGCAAUUGCCCAGCUUUCGCCCUACACGUUUGUGGCUUCCACAGAUUAGCAACCAAUACUUUUAGAUCCCAGUUGCCUAGCUUUGCCAAGACGGUUAGAGGUCAUUUGGAAAGUCUUUUGCCUCGAAUUGUUCUCAUUCAGAAGGCCAGCUCGUUCCUCCCGUGGUGCUUUGGAGAUUCGCGCCCUCCUCUGGUCCCGGUUCAGGUGCACAAGAAGACCUAGGGGAGGACGCAGGUGCUCAAGAGAGGUGGGGCGGUGCAGGCACCCCGGUGGUGAACCCAAAGAUCAAACCUGCAGACCCGGCGCAAAGUAGAAACUGAAAGUACACUGCCGGCUGAUCCUACGGAAGUUAUGGAAAAGGCAAAGCGCAGAGCCGGGCCGUGGUGUGUGCCGCCCCCCUUGGGAUGGAUGAAGCAGCAGGCGCGGUGUGGGUGAGAGGAACCAGCGGCAGAGGCCGCCCUGCCCAGCACGGACUCCCGGCAACUCCGCGGAAGACAAGAGUCCCGGCAGCGACUAUGGGCGGUGAGAGCUUGCUCCUGCUGCAGUUGCGGUCAUCAUGACCACGCCCGCCUCCCGCAGACCAUGUUCCAUGUUUCUUUUAGGUAUAUCUUUGGAAUUCCUCCCCUGAUCCUUGUUCUGUUGCCAGUAACAUCAUCUGAUUGUGAUAUUGAAGGUAAAGACGGCAGAGAGUAUCAGCACGUUCUGAUGAUCAGCAUCAAUGACUUGGACACUAUGAUAAAAAAUCGUACCAAUUGCCCGAAUAAUGAACCUAAAGUUUUCAAAAAACAUGCAUGUGAUGAUAAUAAGGAAGGUAUGUUUUUAUAUCGUGCUGCUCGCAAGUUGAAGCAGUUUGUUAAAGUGAAUAACAGUGAGGAUUUUAAUCUCCACUUAUCAAGAGUUUCACAGGGCACAUUACAAUUGUUGAACUGUACCCCCAAGGAAGACAAUAAAUCUGUAAAGGAACAGAGAAAACAGAAGAGCUUGUGUUCCCUAGGGAUACUACUACAAAAGAUAAAAACUUGUUGGAAUAAAAUUUUGAGGGGCUCCAAAGAACAUUGAAAAAUAUGGAGUGGCAAUAUAAAGACAUAUGAACUUCAGUUGUAUCCUUCAAGAAUCUAUCUUCUCAUACAGUUCCGGGGGGGGGGGGCUAGAAUACCCUAGAAGUUACAGAAUGCAUCCUGGUAAAAGUGGAUUAGAGCAAUUGAGAAAUUCCUACCAUAGUACUAGAAGAUGGAUAUAAACAGUGGAAACCAAAGGCUGCAAUCGACAAACCUUCAUAUAUUUUUGGACAUAAAUCAAUCGGUAUUCUGUGAUUUUUGUAAGACAAUCCAAGUAAGGUAUUAGUUGCAAUAAUAUGUUUUAAACCCGUUUUAAAAUUUCAGAAGAAGACAUAUAAAAUCUGUGAGGUAUAUAAAGGUUGCAGGAAUUAAAAAUUAACAUUGCUUUAUUAUCAAAAUAAUUUUAUGCACCAGCAUACUACGAUGAGAGUGAAAAUUGUCGUCUUCUGUGCUGGAAAUGUUUCAGAGUUAACAGAUGUGGGUAAUGCCAAUGAGAGUAAGAGUUAAAUACCUUAAAGAAACAGCGGUAUGAAGGAGUCCAAGAUACUUAAGAGAGAUUAAGACAUGUAAUUAAACUUGAAUGCAUAAGACAGCGCCUUCAUUAAUGGUAUAGCAAAUGUUUUAAGAUGACCAUAAAGAAUGAUUUCACAAAACAGAAAGUCACCUGUUUUAAGGAUGCUAAACCAUAAUACUGAGUUACUUUUGUCAUUUAUGUGUAAUAAAAUUUGUCUAAAUGAGUUUGCAAUUUGGGAAGCAUAUUUUUAACAGAAUAAUAUAUGUUGUCCUUUAAUUAAUGGAAUGUAUAUUUAAUUUUGACACUGUAUUUGUAUUAUAUAAAAAUAUUUUCAUACAGUAUUACAAACAAAUUGCUGACUUUGGAUAACAUUUCUCCUUUGAUAAUAAAUGACCUAUGUAGUAACACUGUCAGAUUCACUUCAUGAAUUUUUAAGAAUUUUUAAGACAAGAUUUUUAAUACUGCACUACUACUUGAUCUCUCACUGUCAUUGAAUGUGUGACUUUUAAAACCUUAUUAAUAUUCAGAAUGUAAAUGAGACCAAAACUAUAUAAGAACAGGAACAUUACUUUCUGUUAAAUUUUAAUCUUUUAAAAGAGACUUUUGUAUAUACCAGAUCCAGUUUAGAAAGGUCAGUCAACAGUCUUCACUUACUUACAAAGGGAAAUAAAAACCCUAGUCAAGACAGGUCAGAGUCUUCCCGCAGUCACUCAACUCACAUCCUUCCUGCUCUUGGACACUUUCAUCAGCACCUGACUGGCUUGAUUUGAGCUUCAGGUGAUGCACUGUGUGAUGGGGAAGACCUUCCUCUCAAUCCAUGUUUAUGUCUCACUCUCCCUAAACCUUAUGCCCUUCACCCUCACUAGUGCAGAUACCUGUGUGGAAUUGUGCAGAAAGUUGUACAGAGUUCACGGACUGCUCCACUCACAGGGCUUUGAAUCAAGUAUGUUUUCUGUUUGGUUUUCAUUAUUGACUCCAGAAAAGGGAGCUGACGAACACUUUUAGGAGCAAACGAUUCUUCACCAUGCUCUUUCUUUAGAGGGACUUUUCCAAGUAAGCUGUGCUUCCUUCUACCAUAAAGCGUGGUCAGCUGUGUGAUACACCUCCACCCUGAUGAACUGGCACUGUUGGUAAACCAUUAGCUAUAGAAAUGAAGGAACUUUACGUUUCUAAAGGUAAACUCUUAAAACUGUCCUUGAAAGUGUUUCUGUAAAGGCUGUCUAAAACAUCCCUAACAAGUGUUGAAAAAAUUCUGAGAUUGUAGUAAAAUAAGGAACAGUAUUUUUAAAUGCUUGCUAAAAGUUAUUAAAAUUUUCU
Molecule: messenger RNA, 2907 nt
Organism: Callorhinus ursinus (northern fur seal)
Lineage: Eukaryota; Metazoa; Chordata; Mammalia; Carnivora; Otariidae
Gene: IL7
Product: interleukin 7
Biological process (GO): immune response
Cellular component (GO): extracellular region
Molecular function (GO): interleukin-7 receptor binding; growth factor activity
Source: RefSeq, a predicted model, not a curated record